Molecule: messenger RNA, 1407 nt
Organism: Chelonia mydas (Green sea turtle)
Lineage: Eukaryota; Metazoa; Chordata; Testudines; Cheloniidae
Product: serpin B3
Exons: 9
Coding region: 1-1392 (463 amino acids)
Biological process (GO): negative regulation of endopeptidase activity
Molecular function (GO): serine-type endopeptidase inhibitor activity
Source: RefSeq, a predicted model, not a curated record
AUGUUCAGAAAAGAGCUACAAGAACGUUUUGAGCACCCUGCAAGACACCACACCAAAUAUCUAGCAAGUUUCAAACUUCCUCUCUAUAGCCAGCUUUUCAUUUUCACAAUGAACUCCAUCAGUGAAGCAACUACAAAAUUUUGCCUUGACUUUUUCAAAGUACUGAACAAAGAUUUUCCGUCUGACAAUAUCAUCUAUUCUCCUCUGAGUAUCUCAGCUGCCCUGGGCAUGGUCCUUCUUGCGGCCAGAGGUAAUACUGCCACCCAGACAGAAACGGUGCUUCAUUUCCGAGAAUUUGCAGAAAAUGAAAAUCCAGGAACAAGAAGCUCUUUUGAAGCAACAAGAAGUGAUGGCAAUUCAGAAAGCAGUCACAGACAACCUCUUCCUCUCCAGCAGCCGACUACAGCAGCUUUGUGUUAUUUGAAGGUUCCUGAUGAUCAGUGUGAUAUAUCUGGAGGGAUUCAUUCCCAGUUUAAUGACAUCUUCUCCGCAAUCAACAAACCUACCACUUCUUACGAACUGGCUAAUGCCAACAGACUGUAUGGAGAAAAGACAUUCAAUUUUCUUCAGCAAUACCUGUCCUGCAUCCAAAAGUUAUACCAGGCUGAAUUGAAACCAGCUGAUUUUCUGAAUGCUGCAGAGGAAACCAGGGAGCAGAUAAAUUUGUGGGUUGAAACCUUUACAAAGGGUAAAAUCAAGAACCUCCUUGCCCCAGGCACUGUUUCUGCUGGUACUAAGUUAGUCCUCGUGAAUGCUGUCUACUUCAAAGGGCAAUGGGAAGUGGAAUUUAACGGAAAAAACACCAAAGAAAGAGCUUUUCAGAUUAAUAAGACUACAAGCAAACCUGUGCAGAUGAUGCACAAAAUGGGCGAGUAUAAAAUAGCUACAAUAGAGGAGCAUGAUUGUCAGGUGCUUGAACUCCCAUACAAGGGUGAUGACCUGAGUAUGUAUAUACUGCUGCCAAAAGACUACACGGGUCUAACACAGCUGGAAAAAGAACUUACUUAUGAGAAAUUAACAACUUGGAUUAGCCCCGACCAUUUGAAAGAAGUUGAAGUGGAGGUGUUUCUUCCUCGGUUCAAAAUUGAGACAAGCGCUCAACUUAAGAAAUAUUUAGAAGCUUUAGGAAUGACCGAUAUGUUUCGCCCAGGAGUAUCAGAUUUAUCUGGAAUGGUAAAAACAGAUGGCCUGUCUGUCAGUGAAGCUAUCCAUAAAGCUUAUAUAGAGGUCAAUGAAGAGGGCACUGUGGCAGCAGCUGCAACUGCAGUUAGCGUAGGUAUAACCUCAGUAAGAAUACCUGUACAGUUUGUGGCUGAUCACCCUUUCCUCUUCUUCAUCAGACACCAAAAAACCAAAUGCAUUCUCUUCUAUGGUAGAGUCUCUUCCCCUUAAGAAAAUUUCUAUUUA